Prorocentrum cordatum is the source of this 2322-nucleotide messenger RNA. NCBI's taxonomy places the organism in Eukaryota, Dinophyceae, Prorocentrales, Prorocentraceae. The record is from the annotation of a GenBank genome assembly.
AUGGCGAGGUCCCAGCGUGGCGGCAGCAGUGGCAGGCGCAGCAGGACCUAUUGGAUGUGCAGCUGCGUUUGUUGGAACUGGGACUGGCGCUCCACGUGUCUCAGCUGUGGGCAUGCCGCGCCGCCCUGGGCGCUGGGAUCACCCCACGACAAGGCGAAGCCCGAGGCAGACAAGGACGGCUGGGCGGACCAGCCUCGGGGGCGCCGAGCCCAGCGGCAGGCCCGCGGCGCAGCAUCGCGCGCGGCAUCCACCAAGUCGCAGACCUCGGCUUCAGCGGCGAGCGGGGCGCCCAGCGGCGGAGGAGUCACGGCGAUCGAGAGGCUGCAGGCAACGGUCGAGCGGCUCGAGGCGCUGCAGGCUGGGCCACCCGACGGCGUCGACAGCUGCUUCACUGGCGUCGUGGCCAACCAGCUGGGGGCGAAGAGGGCAGAAUUGGCCAGCGCCCAGAAGGAGGCAGCGGAGCAGAAGGCCUCCACAAUGCCGAGGUCUGCUCUGCUGCACAGGGAGGCGAACGCCAUCAGCAAGGAAGAGAAGCGACUCCGCUCGGCCCGCCAGGCCCUUCAGCAGAAGCAGGCGGCGCGGGGCCUCGCGGAGGUCCAGCUCCAGAAAGCCCAGGACGAGCUCGCGGCGCUCGACGGCGAGGUGGAGGAGGCCAGCAGGGCGCUCCAAGUCCUCGAAGAAGCAGCCCGUGAGGAGGCGGAGGCGCGGCGGCGCCAGCGGGCAGCCGAGUGGGCUGGAGCCGGCCAUGUGCCAGGGCUCCUCACGCAUCUGGACAAGCUGCCAGAGGCCUGGGGCUCCAGCAACUUCGAGGUGGCAUGGGCGGCCAUUCGCACCCAGGUGGAGGCGGUGCGGGCGCGGCUCGCAGUGCCCCCGUCAGCCCCCGAGCGAGCGCCGUGGGCCGAGUCCUGCCCCAUGGACGAGAUCAGCAGCGACGACAGCGAGCUGCGGACCUGGCCCCUCUGGCUGCUCGCCCUGCUGGCCACGCAGCUGGGAGUAGCGUCGGAGGAGCGCAGCCAGGGCAGACGAGCGCCUAGCGGGGCCAGUGCGGCGGGACAACGCCUGCGCGCGAGCAGCAGCGCCGAGGUGGCCUGCGGCGGCAGCAAGCGGCGUCGCGACCUCGGGAGCGGGCCGGCCCCACCGGCGCCAAGCCAGGCCUCUGCGGCGGCUCAGGGCUUCCGCUGCGGGCGGGAGGCGUUCGGGAGGCGCGGCGGCGCCAGGAGGAGGAGCUUGGAGGUGGCUGGGGCCUCCGUCAGUCGGCACGGAGCCAAGCCCAGCCAGGUGCGGCUCCAGGAGGCCAACGACGCCCCGCGCCGCCCAGAGGAGGCCAGAGGAGCUGCGCGCAGCAGGUGGUGCACUGUCUCCCUCCGCCCGUUCGCGCCCUCGGACAUGGAGAGGCCGUCGGUUUAUGCAGGCAGCGUCGUCGAUUCGGUUCGCUGCGCCCUGCGGGCAGUGAAGGUUGCCUGGCAGGUCCCGAGCGGCCUCCAGCAUCGCAUGGUCGAGGUCACAGUGCACGCCGCAUCAGGCCUGGGGCGGCUGGCCUGCUCGCAGAAGGGCGUCAUGGACCUCCUGGCGGCUCAGGAGGCGCGGCCCCAGCCCCUGGGCGCCCGUGCAGCCAUGCUGGUCUUCUUUCCCGAGCAGCCCAUCGGCGCGCUGUGGGAGGCGGAGCACGACCGCCGCUUCUCCAGGGGCAAGAUGGACCGCGAGUGCGAGAAGGCUGGCUGGCUGCACAACGCCUGCGCCGCUCUUGCGUGUGCGAGGGGGUGCGCCUCCGCCAGCCUCCGCCUGGACAUCGCCACGCUCUACGUGAGCCUGCGGCGCGGCUUCCUGCGGCGGUGCGGAGUCGAGCAUGGCUUCGACCUGCGGGUAUUUCGAGGUCUGCACGUGCUCUACCAGAGGCCGCGUAUCCUCCGCUUCGUUGGCCUGGCCACCGAGUCGUUCGCCUCCCAGCAGGGGGCGCUGGGCUGGAAGUGGUUCGCCUCCUCCGUGUUCCGCUUCCUCCCCCUCGGUGCUGCCGAGGCCCCCGUCCGCGCCGUGAGGCCCUUUGGAGCGCGGCAGCCUGGCGGGCACUGGGAGGCGCAGGGCUGGACCUUCUGUAAGACCUUGCAGGCCAGGAACCUCGGCACGGGCGCCGCCAUCGCGGGGCGAAGACUCCUGGAGCCGUGCGCCGUGCGCGCGGGCCGCCUUCGUGCCGCGGGAGUGGAGCUGGACCUGAUCCACAAGGCUGGGCCUGCGGCCAGCGCGGUGUGGGGCCGCUCGGGGCGCUCGGGAACCGCGGGGGGCGCCGCCGUCAGGCGCGCCCCGUCUGUACACUUUGAACUUUAA